AUGGCGUGGGUACCGAUGGAGUCUGUAGUAGAAGAGUUGAUGCCCCGCCUCUUGCCUGUAGAGCCCUGCGACUUGACAGAAGGUUUUGAUCCCUCUGUGCCCCCGAAGACCCCUCAGGAAUACCUGAGGCGCGUCCAGCUCGAAGCAGCCCAAUGUCCAGAUGUUGUGGUAGCUCAAAUUGAUCCAAAGAAGUUGAAAAGGAAGCAAACUGUGAAUGUUUCUCUUUCAGGUUGCCAACCUGCUCCUGAAGGGUAUUCCCCAACACUUCAGUGGCAACAACAACAAGUAGCACAGUUUUCAACUGUUCGACAGAAUGUGAACAAGCAUAGAAGUCACUGGAAGUCACAGCAGUUGGACAGUAAUGUGACCAUGCCACAAUCUGAGGAUGAAGAAGGCUGGAAAAAAUUCUGUCUGGGUGAAAGGUUAUGUACUGAAGGGACAGUUAGACCAUCUAUAAAUGAAAGUCCAGGAAUUGAUUAUGUGCAGGUUGGAUUUCCUCCCUUGCUUAGUAUUGUUAGCAGAAUGAAUCAGGCAACAAUAACUAGUGUCUUGGAAUACCUGAGUAAUUGGUUUGGAGAAAGAGAAUUUACACCAGAACUGGGAAGGUGGCUUUAUGCUUUAUUGGCUUGUCUUGAAAAACCAUUAUUACCUGAGGCUCAUUCACUGAUUCGGCAGCUUGCAAGAAGAUGCUCUGAAGUGAGGCUUUUAGUGGACAACAAAGAUGAUGAAAGAGUUCCUGCUUUGAAUUUACUAAUCUGCUUAGUUAGCAGGUAUUUUGAUCAACGUGACUUAGCAGACGAGCCAUCUUGA
Messenger RNA from Elephantulus edwardii (Cape elephant shrew), 810 nucleotides. RefSeq names its product gem (nuclear organelle) associated protein 2 (gene GEMIN2). The transcript is spliced from 10 exons. The record is from RefSeq and is a predicted model, not a curated record. NCBI's taxonomy places the organism in Eukaryota, Metazoa, Chordata, Mammalia, Macroscelidea, Macroscelididae. Gene Ontology annotation, cellular component: SMN complex; spliceosomal complex; nucleus. The coding region runs from base 1 to 810 and encodes 269 amino acids. Gene Ontology annotation, biological process: spliceosomal complex assembly; spliceosomal snRNP assembly.